CACCAGCUCCAUCGUUGGCAAGUGCAAGCGUUGACAGAACCGCCCGGCCAUACGGUUCUUUCGCAGUCUACUUAGAAUCGCUGCUGGGCUCUCAUGAUUUCACUCCACCAACUGACACAGAGCAGCUAACCACCUCCAUAGUCCCCAUAGACCGCGCAGUCGUCCCUAUAUCUGAACAAACUCAUGGUUGACCAUGGAUGCUCCAGAUGAGGACAAAGAUGUUGUACUCCAACGCUCCUCGGAAGAAAUCAUUGCAACACUCAAGACAUCUGUGAAAUCAUUUCUGCGAAAGAGUGAGAAGAAGAAGGUUCGACGCCAUGUCCGAGUGCGUGAGACACAGGGAAUUCUCAACCUGGUACGAUAUGGAUUUGCCCAACAUCAACAUCCCACCAGACCCACAUAAGCUAAUACAACCAUCAACAGCUCGAGCAUUUUCAAGAGCUUCCACAGCUGUUAGAUCCCCAUCUCCAAACCCUCGUUCCUCUUCUCGCAGAUGCAUUCCUCGAGCACCUCGUGCGGGAACAAAGCUCAGAGUCGAAACCAACUGAAAAAGUCCCCAACGAUUCCGACCACCUUUUGCAACCCUUGUCUCAGGCAAUCUGCCAGCUACUAUAUACGUUUUGCAAGAUUCGAGGUGGAAAGGUCAUUGUCAGGUUUCUGAGCACCGAAACUCGAUUUUUGGAGCUGCUCUUGUCGGCUAUUGAGGCCGGAAAUCUGGAGGCGGACGGUGACACCCCAAAAGGACAUACACGGCGUUGGGAGGAGCGCUACAUCACCCUUCUCUGGCUUUCACAGUUGUUACUGGCUCCCUUCGAUUUGUCGACGAUAUCGUCAACUGUGGCAGUAAAUGGCACCUCGAGUACAAUUCCCGGCCUGGAAUGGCCUGAAAACGUUCCGGGGGUCUCUGUGCGAGUGAUUUCGCUUGCUAUCAAACAUCUUUCUUCGGCUGGGAAGGAGAGUGAUGCCGCAAAAGUACUUCUUGUCCGUGUCGCCAUGCGCCGGGACAUGCAACAACUUGGAAUAUUGAACUGCUUAACACGGUGGGCCAUUUCCAUGUUUCGUGCGCCUGAAAUGGAGGUGAGACUAGCCCAACAUUACAUUGGCCUUCUUUCCUUCCUAGCAGGACUUCUUGUCUCUUCUGUUGGUACUAGUGACUUGCAUCAGCAUCUCGAGGGGAUCUUUGUGCUAGCGCAAGCAAUUGUUGACUCUGAAACUCCACUGUUCAAGAUCAUCAAUGAUUCUGCUGUUGCCCGAAAGAAUGCUAUCAAGAUGAUCCGAACGAUCGGGAUUCUUGACCUGCGAAAUAUUGCAAAUUAUGCUUCUCAAGCCAGAAUUGAAGGUACGAUUGGCCACCUCUUGGGCUUUCUUGCAGACAGAUCUACCCCAGUUAGACUUGCAGGCAGUAAGGCGCUUAGCAUGGUAACCUUGAAGCUGGAUGAAGAUAUGGCUUCAGAGGUUGUUGACGCGGUCAUCAACGAUCUGACUGCAAAUGGGAAUCCCUGGCAUGGUGUUAUUCCGAAUGACGACUUAAAGGUUUUCAACUUGUCCAGCGCUGAUGAAAUGCACUGGCACGGAUUAAUCCUGACACUUUCUCAUUUGUUGUAUCGUCAUGCCAUUCCAGCCACAAAACUCGGUCCCAUCUUGUCCUAUCUCAUUGUUGGCCUCUCCUUCGAAAAGCGAAACACUUCUGGUGUGUCAGUUGGCACCAGCGUACGCGAUGCUGCCUGUUUUGGCAUUUGGGCCUUAGCACGGAGAUACACCACGGCUGAGUUGAGAUCUGUCGCUUUGGACACGUCGGAAACCCCAUCUCUUUCUGCUACUUUUACCGUCCCUCUUGAAAUCCUAAAAGAACAUUCUCAGGACUUAGUUGUUCAGGGAUUAGCUAUAGAACUCGUGAUUUCCGCUUGUUUGGAUCCCGCUGGCAAUAUUCGUCGGGGUUCUUCUGCGGCAUUACAGGAGCUUGUUGGCCGACACCCAGACACUAUCAUUGAGGGAAUUACACUCGUUCAAGUGAUAGACUACCACGCGAUCGCUCGCCGUUCGAGAGCAUUCCAAGAAGUUGCGCCACCAGCAACACGUUUAUCACGCAUCUACUCCGACGCUCUUGUUGCAGGACUUGCCGGUUGGCGUGGUGUUGGUGAUAGUGAUGCUUCUAUGAGACGCAUGAGCGCGAAUGCAUUCUCAAAGAUAAGCUGGGCAGAUCAGCAUUCGAGUUGCAGCUUGCUCCCAAGCGUUGAAAUAACUGAUUCUUUGAUGCGCCUUUUUAAUCGCUACAAUGAUUUGCCUGUUCGAGAGGCCAGCGAACGGCAUGGAGUACUUUUGUGUAUUGCAGGCAUCACCGAGAGAUUGCGACCAAUUCUCGGCAUAUCAAAUAUCAAAAGAAAUCUGGAACAGAAUUCCCUUCUGCCUCUGCAAAAAGUUCUCGGUAGUGUCAUCUCUAUGUACAUUCCAGUACUCAUUGAUGCAGAACUAAAUUUGGAUAAAAAAGGGGCGGCUGAUUUAUCAGGGGAGGGUAUAAGCCGUGUCCUACUUUCAAUGAUUCCGCUUCUUCGAGCAGAGCUUGUAUUGCGUUGGUUCCUGGGAGACUCUAUAUCACAGUCAUCGCGUCGCAGCGAAAAGGAGCAAGCAAGUAUGCUAUGCCAGCUUGAUAUCCCUUUAUGGCACGGGGGAGCUGGAUCCAUUGUCCCAACUGAAGCUUUGACCAGUUGCCAAAAUUCUUAUGAUUCCGGCUUCCCUCCCAUGAAAGCAGUCACAGAAUCAGCAAGAACACUUUUGGUUCAGUUUGCAAAAUUAAAAGAGAAGGAAUCAAUUCAAUCUGUCACUGAGGCAUUGUCAAAUUACAUCCUCUUAUUCGAGAAAACGGAAAGGGCAACUGUGGUUAUGGAAUUGAUUGAAGCAGUAAUAGCCGAUGGCAACAGUGGGCGAACGGGACAGGGCAAGGCCAGUUUGAAAUCGCUUUUUGUGAUUUUGCCGCUUGUAACAGAUUCCUCUCUAAACCCAAAGGGCUUGCAAGAGAAGAUUUUCUCCACUUUGCAUUGGAGAUGGACUCUUGUUAAUGACAUCGAAACGAGAGUGACAAUCCUAGAAUGUCUUGCUAAUAGCAGUGCACUUCUUACUCAUACAACGAAGUUCACGUCAAUGAUUCGGGAGGGUCUCGACGAUUACACUACUGAUAAUCGGGGUGAUGUCGGCUCUCAUGUGCGUAUCGCCGCACUGAGAGUCGUGGAGGUAUUUGGCCGCAAUCUUGAGCCUUCGGAUAAGCGUGGUUAUGCGAUGUUCCAUACCUUUGUUGGAAGAAUACUCAGAUUAGCCUCAGAGAAACUUGACAAAGUCCGCAUUGAGGCUCAAAAGGCUUUGACCUGGGCGACGAGCAACGAACCAAGGUUGGUUAUGUGGAGCAUAGCGAUUUUUCAUACUAAUCUUCAUAGUCAUCGAGGCGCGUUUAUCAAGCUAUCACCAAAUUCUCAUGAAUACUAUACAACGCUCUUGGCUUUCCCUGAACACUACUACUUGGAUGGCCUAAUCUACCAGGUGCAAUGGUUGACGCAGGUUUUGGAAGGGUAUGUUCUCUCUGCGGAUACAGGUUCGCAGGAUGUUGUACGAGCAAGCCGAGACGCACUUGUAGAAUACUGUGAUACGAAAGACAUACAUGCUACUCUAAUUAGCUGCGCUCUUCUCGACCUCCUGACUACCAGCAUAAAUGACAAGAACGAAAGAAUCAUACCUUCAGUUCUGGAAGUCAUCGCAUUCCUCCUCGACAUGGGGAUCGUGCAGCGAAGCAAAGUUAGGUGAGUCACCAUCUACUCAUGCCCUUCAGGUUAUCAAAAUAUUGAUGAGAUAUAUUCCAGUUUCCCUGAGCUCUUCAAGCUUGUCCAGAAAUCCCACUUCCAAACUAGAAAUGUCAAGAAAUUAGAGGCGGCAGUCAAGGUAUAUGGGGGGAUGAUACCAAUUCAUAAUGGUGUAUUAAAGAAACUGACGAGUAUGCUUCUUCAUCCCUUUCCGAGAGUGAGGAACUUGGUUGCGGAGGAGUUGUGGGUUCAGACGGGAGUUGGGAAGGGAGUCAACUGGACGAAGGCUACGCAAGCUGAUAUGGCGGUGUUAAGGAAGGAAUUAAGUGUCGCUUAAGAGUGUUCGUGUAUUAGUAGUAGCAUCAGAGCAUAUUGCAUCUUAAUAC
Molecule: messenger RNA, 4174 nt
Organism: Hymenoscyphus albidus
Lineage: Eukaryota; Fungi; Ascomycota; Leotiomycetes; Helotiales; Helotiaceae
Source: the annotation of a GenBank genome assembly